This is a messenger RNA of Sphenostylis stenocarpa, 1872 nucleotides long. Lineage: Eukaryota; Viridiplantae; Streptophyta; Magnoliopsida; Fabales; Fabaceae. The record is from the annotation of a GenBank genome assembly.
AUGUAUAUUGCAGCGGAGGAUAUUGAAGCCGGAACUCAUAAGCCCAAGUUUCAGACAGAACCUACUCUGCCAAUAUAUCUGAAGUUUACAGAUGUGACCUACAAGGUAGUGAUUAAAGGCAUAACUGCAACUAAGGAGAAGGAUAUCUUGAAGGGGAUCACUGGUUCUGUUAAUCCUGGGGAAGUUUUGGCAUUGAUGGGUCCUUCAGGAAGUGGAAAGACAUCUUUGUUAAAUCUGCUAGGAGGAAGGUUAAUUCAAUCCACAAUUGGAGGCUCUAUCACUUACAAUGACCAACCUUAUUCCAAGUUUCUAAAGAGCAGGAUUGGAUUCGUGACACAAGAUGAUGUUCUGUUUCCUCACCUUACUGUAAGAGAAACAUUGAUGUAUGCUGCCCGCUUAAGAUUGGCAAAUACGUUAACGAAAGAACAAAAGGAAAAACGAGCUUUAGAUGUCAUCGAAGAGCUGGGAUUGGAGAGGUGCCAAGACACUAUGAUAGGAGGUUCCUAUGUUCGAGGAGUAUCCGGUGGAGAGAGGAAGAGGGUUUGUAUCGGCAAUGAGAUCAUAAUCAACCCCUCUCUUCUGUUUCUUGAUGAACCAACUUCUGGUUUGGAUUCUACAACAGCUUUAAGGAUAGUUCAGUUGCUACAAGACAUAGCAGAGGCUGGUAAAACCGUUGUGAUAACAAUCCAUCAACCAUCAAGUAGACUCUUCCAUAAAUUUGAUAAGUUGAUCCUUCUAGGAAAAGGGAGCUUGCUUUACUUCGGAAAAGCAUCUGAAGCAAUGGACUAUUUCCAGUUUAUAGGGUGUGCACCUCUUAUUUCCAUGAACCCAGCAGAGUUUUUAUUAGACCUUGCAAAUGGAAACGUAAACGAUAUUUCUGUACCAUCAGAGUUAAAGGAUAAAGUGCAGGUGGGAAAUGCUGAAGUUGAAACAUGCAAUGACAAACCAUCUGCUUCAACUGUACAAGAGUAUCUGGUGGAGGCAUAUGAUUCUCGUGUGGCAGAAAUAGAGAAGACAAGGUUAAUGAUUCCUGUCCCCCUUGAUGAAGAACUGAAGUCUAAGGUUUAUUCUUGCAAAAGAGAGUGGGGGGCAGGUUGGUUUGAGCAAUUUUCUAUAUUAUUUUCAAGAGGAUUGAAAGAAAGGAGGCACGACUAUUUUAGCUGGUUGAGAAUCACCCAAGUUCUUUCCACUGCAGUCAUCUUAGGAUUACUUUGGUGGCAAUCAGAUGCUAACAACCCAAAUGGUUUGCAAGAUCAGGCAGGACUUCUUUUCUUUAUUGCUGUAUUUUGGGGAUUUUUUCCUGUCUUCACUGCAAUAUUCACAUUUCCUCAAGAGCGGGCCAUGCUGACUAAGGAACGAACAACGGAUAUGUACAGACUAAGUGCAUAUUUCGUGGCCAGAACUACAAGUGACCUUCCACUAGACCUAGUGUUACCAGUGUUUUUCCUCGUUGUUGUUUAUUUCAUGGCCAGUUUGAGACUCAGUGCAGGUCGUUUUUUCCUUAGUAUUCUUACAGUUUUUCUCUGCAUCAUAGCAGCUCAGGGACUUGGACUUGCAAUUGGGGCUACACUAAUGGACUUGAAAAGGGCAACAACUUUGGCUUCAGUAACUGUGAUGACUUUCAUGCUGGCUGGAGGAUUUUUUGUGCAGAAAGUCCCCGUAUUCAUAUCUUGGAUUCGCUACCUCUCUUUCAACUACCAUACGUAUAAACUUCUACUCAAGGUUCAAUAUGAACACAUUACACCUACCAUAAAUGGGAUCACACUUGACAGUGGAUUCACAGAGGUUGCUGCUCUGCUAGCAAUGGUUUUUGGUUACCGUUUGUUGGCAUAUCUCUCCUUGCGGCGGAUGAAACUUCAAGCUGGAAAUUAA